Messenger RNA from Daphnia pulex (common water flea), 3543 nucleotides. Its product is annotated as MFS-type transporter SLC18B1-like. Gene Ontology annotation, molecular function: transmembrane transporter activity. Gene Ontology annotation, biological process: transmembrane transport. The record is from RefSeq and is a predicted model, not a curated record. Lineage: Eukaryota; Metazoa; Arthropoda; Branchiopoda; Diplostraca; Daphniidae. The transcript has 10 exons. Bases 110 to 1780 code for a protein of 556 amino acids.
GGCGCUAGUGUCUACUGACGGGCUGUUUACCUUAAAUCCAUCUUCAGGGCCAUGGGUGAAAACACUACCGCAAAAUUCAAAUACAGUGCAAGAGUGGAAUCAGUAGCUGAUGGUUCGAACAAGUUCACCUCACCGUGUGUUUGCGACAAUGAGUGAUUCAAUUGUUGUUUCACCAGUAGGAAGCAUAGAUGGUACAGACACUACAGAUCAUGCUUUCCUUGAUUAUCGUCCAUCGGCAAAACUGAUUACACAAGCAGCUAGGUGCAUGUCGGUGUCAGUUCUCAAUGACAAACGAUUGGAGCACUCUGAUGAAGAAGUUAUACAGUUGAGGAACAAAUUCCUGAUUCUUACUAAAAAUAGAGCAAUUUUUAAGCAGCUAGAACGAAAUCAAAAAUGGACACUUGCAAUCAUAUGUAUUGUCUACUUUGUUUGUUUCUGUACAAUUUCUAUGCUUUCUACGUUCUUUUAUGAGAUAGCCAUUUUGCAUAAUAUCUCAACCAGCACCUAUGGUCUUAUUUUCAGUAUUCAUCCUGCUGUGGUAUUUUGUACAUCUCCAAUUUUUGGUCAUAUUACACCAUCUAUAGGACCAAAAUUUAUGUUUACGACAGGUGUAUUCCUCUGUGGAAGCUGUAAUCUCUUAUUUGGAACCCUUGAACAUGUUCAGGAUGACACACAAUUUACAAUCCUGUGCUUUGUUGUAAGAGGAUUGGGAGCUGUUGGGGCUUCAGCUUUCUCUACAGCUGGGGCCACCUAUGUUGCAAAUUUAUUUCCAGAUAAAAUUAGUGUAAUUAUGGGAAUUUUGGAAACUUUCAUUGGCCUAGGGUUUUCCAUUGGGCCUCUACUGGGUGGAUCCUUAUUCACAUUGGGAGGAUUACAACUUCCUUUCUAUAUCAUGGGUUCAGUAAUGCUACUGAUCUUACCAUUCAGCAUUUUCUGUCUUCCCGAAACAAAUCACGUUUAUUCCAAAGGAAAUCUUGGAACUAAAGUCUUGGCCAUCAUAUUCAAAAUACCAGCUGUUUUCAUCAUUUGCGUAGUGGUGGCUGUAUCUUCAAGUGCCUGGAGUGUUUUAGAACCGACCUUGGUCAUUCACAUGGAACAGUUUAAAUUGGGCCCGAUGCAGCUGGGUCUUCUGUUCCUGAUUACUUCAGUCAGUUCUGCCAUUUCAAGUCCUUUUUGGGGCUGGUUAGUAAGCAAGUACAACCACGGAACUUUGAUGAUGAUUAUCGGGUUGUCUGUCACAGCAGUUGGCUUACUCCUACUUGGUCCUUCUCCAAUUUUACCACACAUGCCAAAUGUGUUAUGGCUCAACAUUGUAUCCCUUGUUCUGAUUGGAACAUUUGUGGCAUUGGCUUAUGUACCCACAUAUCAAGCUUUACUUGAACACGCAGUGCAAGUAGGUUGUGAAACGGAAAUGAGUACAUACAGCAUCAUUGCCGGUCUGUGGGCGUCAAUGUACUCAUUAGGGGAGGUUUUAGGCCCAUGUAUUGGCAGUAUUCUAGUCGAUGUGUAUAGCUUUCCUCUGGCGAUAACAGCUAUCGGAUUACUGAAUUUUGCAGUCGCUCUCAUAUUGCUGUUUUACGUGGCAUUUUCCGCCUCUCGUACGAAAAAUAAUCCUCCUCUUUCCAAGUCACCACUUUUGAUAUCGGAAGACGAUGCAUCCAGCAAUUCCAACAUAACGCAAGUUGGAAAGACCGCUUCAAUUACGAUUGGUAUCAAUGGCGAACGUGAACGACUUAUUCAAGACGCAGAGUCGACUCAAGCAUACGGAACAACUUGCUAAUAUUUUUCAGAUAAUUUCGUGUUACAGUUUAGACUCAUUUUGCCUUAAUAUGCUAACGACAAAAUUUAUGAGAGCCAAAUAAUGUUCAAUAAGUCUGUAAAAAUGUUAAAUGGAUGUUAAAUUUCUGGUCCGAAUUUCUACUGAAGAUAGUUUUAAUCUUUGUCAGCCUUAGGUAUAUUUUUGUGUAUGGUGUAUGUCAAUUGUGCAUUUGUUAACUCCUCGCCUUCUUGCUGGAUAACAUGUAGUCGAUUAAAAAGCAUAUAAUUGUGUUUCUUUAAUUUUUUUAUCAAGGACACAUCGAGGAACACCCGCAAUCUGUUGGUUUAGAAGAAUUAGAAAUUUAAAAGAAGAAAUCGUUGGUGGUUAAGCAUACAAAGCAGGAAAGAGUAUUCUGCCUUGUCCAUUUGAUCGGGUUUUAAUUCCGCCGUAUAGUUUUCAUAAUCCUUUCACAAUUUGGCACGUGUUUCUAUAACACUUAUUUAGCUCAGAAUGCAAAGGGUGCAAUAUCCUACGCUGUAAAAUACUGAAUUUAAAAUUUUAUUCUUUAAAAUUGCUAAACGUAUUCAUGCCCACAAAAUUCUUAACUUAUUUGCUGCUGUCCGUUUUCAGAAUCAAGUUUUACUACGCUGCCUCAAUAUAAAAACUAGUUGACGAUGAACACGCAAGUUUUUCCAGCAAAAAAAAACUUCUCCUUUACUAUUUCAAUCUUUUUUAGAUGCUAGAACGUGCGUGAAACUUUCACUUCACUCCAAAAUAUCCGAAACAAAAAAUAGCCUCGGCACUGUACUCAAAGACCUUCCCCCCUCAGGGUUUGACUCUAUAGCACCAUUCCUUAGUAUAUAUAAGACGGCAAAGUCCUUGAUCAUCGCAGUCGCUACUCACAAGCUUUGGACACCGGCAGGCUGGCCCACACAAUCUCUGGACUAUAUAUUCAGGUGAACUUUAAUUUAUUAUGUUGCUAGUUUCUAUUGGUAUGUAACGUAAACGACGUUCAUUAGAGAGACUGAAAAAUAUCGAGAUUUCUUCAUAUUUGUGAGAUUAAGCCUUAUGUUACAUUAUAACCGUGCUGGUCAUUCUAUGUCUACGUGUUUUCUACUCCCUCGUUCCCAAAUAGGUCAUCGUCAUCGUUUGACUGAUAAGGACUUGGAUAACGAGUUUCAUUUUUUUGGAAAAGAUUUGUCGGUUGCUACUUUUCUGUGGUUUUGACUGGUGAUUCAAUCCAUUUUUCUUGCGUGUCGAUAUUCUAGUGGUUAAUUUGACUACAGUUUACAUUACUAUAAUUGCUCACAAAUUUAAUUUUUAAAUGCGCUAACAUUGAUUGAUAGUAAUUAUCAAAUUUAGAUUUUCUCGUUAAUGAGACUAGAAUAGAUUACUUCACGAAUUUGGGUGAGUAAAAUCAUUAUGUGCUGUAUGAUUACAUGGAGAGAAAGCUGAAACUUCUUGUUUCCAAGGGCAACCUAAAAUAACUGAUGAAUUCAUUCUGAAAUUGGAAUACAUUCCAACAGGUAUGGGAUAAGUGUAUUGACAUGUAAUUAUUUUCUCCGAUUUCAAUUUAGAUCCUCACAAUUCCCGCGCUGUUGGUGAUUCUGAAAUGAAUCGGUGACUGGCGACUGCACUACGUUUUUAUUAAUUACAGUACUGCAGUCGCCAGUCACUGAAUCCUGUUUAUGACAUUCAGCUUCUUCACUUAAUUAUACCUCCUAAUUUUUUUGUUGUCUACCGAAAUAAAAGUAAAAGGACAAUAAACGAGAGAUGUAAAAUGC